Molecule: messenger RNA, 1263 nt
Organism: Lizanozyma spartinae
Lineage: Eukaryota; Fungi; Ascomycota; Pichiomycetes; Serinales; Debaryomycetaceae
Product: AGC family serine/threonine-protein kinase
Exons: 2
Coding region: 1-1263 (420 amino acids)
Biological process (GO): protein phosphorylation
Molecular function (GO): ATP binding; protein serine/threonine kinase activity
Source: RefSeq, a predicted model, not a curated record
AUGGACUUAUUUAAGUUUGACGAAGAAUCAUUUGCACGCAGUUUCACUCGUGGCACAGAGCUUGAAGACGCUGAUGAAUUAGAAGAUGGACAAUUAGAGCCUAACACUCAAGAUAAGAACGGCACCCAUGAUGAGGUUGAAGAAGAAGAGACAGCUUUUGAAGGCGGUCGAAAGCUAGAUGAUUUCGAACCUAUUAAGGUGCUUGGGCAAGGUGCUUAUGGUAAAGUGCAUUUAGUACAAGACAAGCGUAGUGGAAAACUCUUUGCUCAAAAGCAGUUAAGAAAGCCAAUAAUCAAAUUGAGAGAUCAAGCAGAAAAGGAUCUGGCUCACUCCAAACAGGUAAGAAGAACUAUUUCUGAACGGCAGAUAUUGACUGAACUUACUCAUCAUCCGAAUAUUGUUAAGCUUUUCUAUGCCUUUCAAGAUAACAACAAGUUCUACUUAAUUUUAGAAUAUAUCCCCGGAGGAGAGUUGUUCCAUCAUUUGGCUAGUCCACUUAACAAAUUAGGGAAUGUAUUUCAAGAAGACCACGCUGCAUUCUAUGCUGCUGAAAUGGCUCUAGGUUUACGCUAUUUGCACACUUUAGGUAUCGUUUACAGAGACUUGAAGCCAGAGAACUGUUUAUUAAAUAAUGCGGGACAUUUAGUUCUUACUGAUUUUGGGUUAUCCAAGUCAAUUGGUAAUAAUGCAGAAGAUGAACGUUGUUCUUCUGUUAUCGGAACUCCUGAAUAUAUGGCUCCUGAAGUUUUGAAAGGAGAAGAAUAUGACUUUGCCGUUGAUUGGUGGUCUCUUGGGUGUGUGAUAUAUGAUAUGAUGGUGGGAAAACCUCCAUUUACUGGGAGGUCCCAUAAGAUAAUUACAGACAAAGUCCUUACAAGCAAGCUUAAAUUGCCCUUUUAUUUCACCAAAGAUGCUAAGGAUCUCUUGAAUAAGCUUUUAAAUAAGAACCCUUUAAAACGGUUUGACGUUGAUGGGAAAUGGGAAACUUUCCAAGGUCAUCGAUUCUUUCGAAAGAUAAAUUGGAAGAGUUUAGAAGCACAAAGCGAAGACACUGUACCUCCAAUAGUUCCAGUUAUUACUGACCCUAAACUUGCAGAGAACUUUGAUGAUGAAUUCACCACUAUGAAAAUUAGUGAUUACAAUGACGACCAAGGAAUUAAUAUCCCCAUUUCGGCUGAAGGGAGGAUGAUCAACGAUGACUCCGAGCCAUUUAUUGGUUUCAGUUAUAAUGCUAGUAAUAGCUACAUUGAGAAAUACUACUGA